Molecule: messenger RNA, 3140 nt
Organism: Protopterus annectens (West African lungfish)
Lineage: Eukaryota; Metazoa; Chordata; Ceratodontiformes; Protopteridae
Gene: SUPT7L
Product: SPT7 like, STAGA complex subunit gamma
Exons: 4
Coding region: 237-1481 (414 amino acids)
Cellular component (GO): SAGA complex
Molecular function (GO): transcription coactivator activity; protein heterodimerization activity
Source: RefSeq, a predicted model, not a curated record
AGCCUGAUGACAUUUAGCACUUCAUUUACAAGCUGCAAGAUUUAAGGUUUAGCAGUGCAAGUGGAAGCCUCUUCUCCAUAGAUAUUUGAACUGAGAUUCUUUUGAUCAUUUUGUGCAUCAUUUCAAGCUGAUUCCUUUGAACUGAUUAUUUUGUACUUGAACCCAGCUGUCUUGUUGGUACCAUUUUCUUUCUCAGAUUUUCAGCUGGGGAAGUGACUGUAUACCUUGCUAUAGCAAUGAUGAAAUAUUGGGGUGAGAUUCCUGUUUCUGCUAGCCAAGCCAGUCGAAGUUCUUUUGACUUGCUGCAGCGAGAAUUUCGGACAGUUGAGGUCCAGGAUCCACCUUUGCAUCAGCCAUCAGCAAACAAGCCCCGACCCACUACUAUGUUGGACAUCCCGUCAGAGCCUUGCAGCCUCACUCUACAUACCAUUCAGCUUAUCCAAUAUAACAGGCGCCUAAGGAGUCUUAUUUAUGCUGCCCAGAAUCAAACACCUCCCCCAGCAGAGGGAGUUAAAACUGAAGAGAAUGAGUCUCUGUUUCCCCUUCCUCGUCCUGUUUCUCCUCCUGUUCCAGAUGAUCUUCUCCCAUUGGAUAGCAAAGUUCCGAGACUGCCAUUUCAGCUUCAACACAGUGAUCCAGAGAGUGACUUCUACAGAGGAAAAGGGGAGCCAGUUACUGAGCUGAGCUGGAUAUCAUGUCGACAACUUCUGUACAAGUCAGUUGCUACUAUCCUAGCUCACACAGGCUUUGAAGCUACAAGUGAAAGCAUCCUUGAGACCCUGACAGACAUUACACAUGAAUACUAUUUAAAAUUCACAAGACUUCUUAGAUAUGCAGUGGACAGAGAGGCACGUGUAGGACAAACUCCAUUUCCUGAUGUGAUGGAGCAGGUGUUCCAUGAGGCAGGUAUUGGAAGCAUGCUGUCACUACAGAAGUUCUGGCAGCAGCGCAUUAAGGAUUAUCACAGUUGUAUGCUUCAGACAAGCAAGCAGCUCUCAGAAGAGUAUGAUAAGAUUGUGAAUCCAGACAAAACAGCAGAAGAAAGCAAGCCCUUGAAGAUUAAGGAGGAGCCAGUGAGUGACAUCACCUUCCCUGCUAAUGAAGAACUAGAAGGAGAUGUGGCAUCUGGUGAUCAGGCACUGCCUGUAGGUGUUAUGGGAACUCAAAGUGAAAGAUUUUCUGCUACUCUUACAACUGAAGCAUCUCCUCAGAUCUCAGGGGCAGAAACAAAUACAAGUCCUCUCUGGAAUUUAACUCAAGUGAAAAUGGAACCCCAGGAGAACGAGGAGGGGAAUGUACAUGGACAUGGUGUGCUAAGCAGUGAUGUUUUUGAGGAACCUAUGUCUGCUAUGAGUGAGACAGGAAUGCCACAAAGUCCAGAUGGUUCAGAGAGAAGCUACAGUUCACACUCUGACGACAGCCUGAUGGGAUCUUCACCUGUAUUUAGUCAGCACCCAAAAAAGAAGGCCAAGAAAAUGUAAUGACAACCAGAGGACAAUAAGCAAGCACAUUGUCUCAGGACAUGGUCAGCAGCAAUAAUUGUGGCAUGCACGUGCUACUUUCAUAAUCAUUUUUUCAAGGAUUAAACAAAUCGGAGAUAAAUUCUGUACAUAUUGCAAUUUAUCUUAGAAAACAAAGUUAGUACACAAAUACCAAAAUAUUCUAAGCUGUAAUAUUAAUGGUAUGCAAUAAGAUUAGUUUUUGAUUGCUUGUGAUCUUAUUCUGGGGAAAGGUCACUAGCAAUAAAUCUGUUUGCUUAAUGCAAUAAAUUAAAGCUUUAGGAUGCUAACAGGUUUCAUCCAGCAGUCGUGGAUUUACCAGCUUAGUAAUUCAGAGCAAGUCUCUUAGCCACAGUAUUCAUAGGCCUUAAGCCAGUAGGACAGCCUUAUUAAAUAAAUAAUUAAGCAUCUGUGCUACUUAACAGUGAGACUGUGUUGGUCCAGCCAUUCCCCUGUAGCUGACUUAGUACUCCCUUCCCCAUUUAACCCCGCAGUGAUCUUGCAUAACAUUGUAGAAGGUAUGAGGCUACUAUCUAGUGUUGGCAUGUGUGGGCAUCAGUUCUGCUCACUGCUUUGAAACGGUCUCUUGGCAGCAUUUCUCCUUUGAGUGCAUUUUCAUCAUUACUCCAUCAGCUUAGCUAUUACUUAGUUCCUGUUACUAUUGUAAAUAUUAUUUUGCAUUUAUUCUCCUGGGAGGCAUGUUUUUUUUCUAUUUAAAUCGCUUAGUAAAUGUGCAUUGUGUCUGUUGUGUUCGAGUCCAUAAAGCCAGUAGAUUAGGGAGACAUAAAGCUCAAGUGCUUACUUAACUUAGAGAAAGUUGCACAUGUUGCAGAAAGUUUUUGAUUCUAAGAAACAAUGGGAAAAGUAAAUGUUGCUCCUUUUGAGUCUAAGAUGGAAGGAAAAGAGAGAAAUUGGUGAGAAAUCUGUUGAGAAGGAGGCAACAGCAGCAAAACAGGCUGAAGAUUAGAUGGGUAACACUUGUAAGUUACAAAAAAAAUUAUAAAGGAGGUUGUAAAGGAUUCUGUAUCAGAUUCAGGUGCAUAUAGAGUGAAACAGCCAGCUCCUAUGUAGGCUCCAUUGUCAGGGCUGCAUGAAGUCUUGCAGGUGUAUGAGCUCUGAGUAUGCACAAGAUUCAGUUUGUCUUAUUGCAGAAUCUCCCAAAUAUACACCUGGGCCUUUACCAGUAAAGAAUGUGAUGAUAAUGGUCUUAACUGCAUUAAUAUAUUCUGCAUCACUGUGCAGCUGAAUUAUAAUCCUAGCAUUUUAAUUGCAAGGUGUUCACUAGGUAUUCUUUAAAAAUGUACAGAAAAACACAAAAAAAUUCAACAGUCUUUGCCAGGAAAGCAAGAAAUUAUGAGCAGGGUACUGAAAAGUGACCAAUAAUCCAAUAAAAUACCUUGGUAUGUAAAAACGUAAUCAAGUGGAUUUAAAGCAAUUUGAGAGUUUAUUCCAACAAAUACACUUCAGUAUACACACAUAAAUGCAUUUAAACACCAGCGUUUUCGUCCCAUCAAUAAAGACUUCAUCAGAUGACUGAAAAUAUUCUGUUUAACAUUUAUGUAGCCUCUAACAUUUAAAAUAAACCAGGCAAACCUGUGCAAACUUGCAAGAAAUAAAUAAUUAAUGAUGCAGUUAAAACCA